Brassicogethes aeneus is the source of this 2163-nucleotide messenger RNA. The record is from the annotation of a GenBank genome assembly. Lineage: Eukaryota; Metazoa; Arthropoda; Insecta; Coleoptera; Nitidulidae.
UAUGGGAUUACUUUUAAUGUGUCAGAGUUGGCCAGACUGUCGGAAAAUUCAAGUUUUAAACAGGUGUUUUUCGAAUGGAAUGAGGUAGCACGCUUAGAGGGGGAACAGCGAACAGCAGCAUUUGUUCUCACGUAUAGCGGUAGCUGUGAAGAGUUUUAAGUCACGAAGUGCGGUGUUUACGGUUUGUUUAUAGUGCACAAGACAUUCGCCAACACACACUCCUCUAAUUACAAGCGGUUCAUCAACGCAUCUUCCCUCAAAAGUUUAUUUUUAAUUCAUAACUCGGAGUUACCAUGACGUGCGGCAAUUAAGUUAUGUAAAGUGACCGUGUGCGUUCCUUUUACCGAUAAUGCCUCACCAGUACGGAUUACCCGGUAUAGCACACGCUCAGUCGCCCCCUACACCUCCACCCCAACAUGGGGCCAUGUACCCCAGGUUUUCUGGGGCAGUUGUGCCAGGUGGUUACAGAGGUGAAGACCGAAGACUCACCAGAGAGGCCAUGGAGAGGUACCUAAGGGAAAGGUCUGACAUGGUGAUCGUAAUACUGCAUGCUAAAGUAGCUCAAAAGUCUUAUGGUAACGAAAAGAGGUUCUUCUGCCCUCCACCAUGUAUUUAUUUGUUUGGGGAUGGCUGGAGACUGAGACAAGAACAGAUGUUAAGGGAAGGUGAAUCGGAACAAGCAUCACAACUUUGCGCUUUCAUAGGUAUAGGAAAUUCGGACCAAGACAUGCAGCAGUUGGAUUUAAAUAAUGGCAAACAGUAUUGUGCUGCUAAAACUUUGUACAUAUCAGACUCUGACAAACGCAAACAUUUUAUGUUGUCUGUUAAAAUGUUUUAUGGCUCUGGCCAUGAUAUCGGUGUGUUUCAUAGUAAAAGGAUUAAAGUUAUUUCAAAACCUUCAAAAAAAAAACAAAGUUUAAAAAACGCUGAUUUGUGUAUAGCUAGUGGUACAAAAGUUGCUUUAUUCAAUAGGUUAAGAUCACAAACUGUUUCAACUAGGUAUUUGCAUGUUGAAAAUGGACAUUUUCAUGCUAGUUCGACUCAGUGGGGUGCCUUUACAAUCCAUUUACUGGAUGAUAAUGAAUCCGAAUCUGAAGAGUUUCAAGUGAGAGAUGGAUACAUUCAUUAUGGCUCAACUGUUAAGCUAGUCUGUUCGGUUACGGGUAUGGCUUUACCAAGGCUGAUAAUCAGAAAGGUGGACAAACAACAAGCCCUUCUAGAAGCAGAUGACCCAGUGUCUCAACUCCACAAGUGCGCUUUUUACAUGAAAGACACUGAACGAAUGUACCUAUGUCUGUCCCAAGAACGAAUAAUCCAGUUUCAAGCCACUCCAUGUCCAAAAGAACCCAACAAGGAGAUGAUAAAUGAUGGUGCUUGUUGGACCAUCAUUUCGACUGACAAAGCAGAGUACCAAUUCUACGAGGGUAUGGGGCCUGUCAGGUCACCUGUUACUCCUGUGCCUAUAGUGCAUAGUUUGCAUCUAAAUGGUGGUGGAGAUGUGGCUAUGUUGGAACUUACAGGAGAUAACUUUUCUCCGUCCCUCCAAGUAUGGUUCGGCGACGUUGAGGCCGAAACAAUGUACCGUUGCCAGGAGAGCAUGCUCUGCGUGGUGCCCGACAUCUCGCAAUUCAGAGGCGAGUGGCUGUGGGUGCGUCAGCCGACUCAAGUGCCCGUUUCCCUGGUGCGCAACGACGGCAUCAUCUACGCGACCGGACUGACGUUCACGUACACGCCCGAGCCGGGCCCGAGGCCGCACUGCGCGCCCGCCGACGAGAUUAUGCGUCAAGGGCAGCGCAGCGGGGCUCUGGCGCAGUCGCAAUCGCAAGCUGCGAUCGCGGACGCUCCGUGGAACACACACGGUAUGCAUUAAGAUAUUUUGCGGUUUUAGAGGGUGUCCCAGCAAGAACUUUGAUUUAAAAAAUUCAUGUGCGUUUAGACCAGUCAGGUGAUGUGAAACUUAUUUUGGACAAUUCAUUUAAAUUCGUGUUUUGUUUUUAUUUGACAAUCAUUAUGUUCUUUAGGUUUCCUUCAAUAAUUCAACAUUUUUAGUGCUAAAAAUUUUAUUUAUUUUAUCUAGUAAUAUCAUUUUUAUCAGCCGUGACUAGGGUGUCGUAAAAAAAACGUAAAAAUUGGGUAAAAAGCUGUUUUUAUUUAUUAUUUAUU